CCUGCUGACCUACCUAGCAACUAGGCUUUGCACUUGAGACGGUUUGCUUCAGGCUGUUGAACAUUUGCUGCAGUGACAGCUUGUGACUUGACCCUGCCUCAAGCAGCUCGAGAUGAUGGAUGAGCGUAGAGAAAGCCGUAUUCCUCGGUCAGGCAUCCCAGGGGCCGGGGUGCCAGCACCAACAGCCAAGCCGCUGGAGACAAGCCGGACUGCGAACGUAGCGCCCACUGCCAGCGGGCCGUUGGGCAAGCGCAAGGCUGAUGCCACUGAUGCAGCUCCCGACAACAAGCGGCCCACGUUCUCAUCGGGCGCGGGUGCUCGCCCGACUCGCUCAAACACCACGGGGGGCGCUGGAGGCCGCACCACCUCCCUGCAGGGCGCGACCUCGGCUCGCACGGGGCCUAGCGCCGGUGUGGGUGGGAGCGAGCUGGGCCCUAUCGCCGAGGAGACGUGGGACGACAUCCGCGACAAGACUGGGCAGGGCGUGGAUGACGUUCUGAACAAGAAGUUGAGCUUCCCCAAGGGCACCAAGCCCGAGCGCAAAGUGGAGGCCUUCGUGCCGCUGGUCAAGGAGCUCAAGGCCCUGGGCCGGCACCUGCACAGCAGCAGUCAGCGGCUAGAGCUGGACGUGGAGCAGUGGAAGCGCCACAGCGCCGAGCUGUCCACGGCGGCGGAGGCGGAGCGCAAGGAGUGGAACGCCAAGCAGGAAGAGGUGGCGGCGCAGAUGACACAGAUCCGCGAGCUGCUGGAGAUGCAGGAGCAGCAGAACAAGCAACUUGAAGCGGACGUGAAGGCGGGCGAGGAGUCGCUGGCGGCCAAGGAGGCGGCGCUGGCGGCGGUGCAGGGCAAGCUGGAGGGCGUGCAGGGCGAGGUGGACCGCACCACCAAGGCGCUGGAGGAGCGCGAGGCCAAGAUCCGUGAGAUGGAGGAUGUUGUCCGCACCGGCCAGAAGUACAGCACCACGCUGCAGAGCUACAACACCAGUCUGCAGGCGGACCUGACGGCGGAGAAGGCGCGGCGCGACGAGGUGCAGAAGGCCAAGGAUGAGCUGCAGGGCCAGGCGGCGGAGCUGGGCGGUAAGGUCCGCAGCCUGGAGCAGCUGCUGGCAUACGAGCGGGAGCAAGUGACCAAGCUGCGCGAGGAGCGCGAGGCCGCCACACGCGACCUGGCCAUGCUGCGUGCCGACCUGGACAACACACGCCAGGAGCGCGAGCGUGCGGUGGCGGACGCCGCCAAGGCCAAGGAGGACAUGGAGCGGCUGCGGGCGGUGGGCGGCAAGAGCCUGGAGACGCUGGAGGCGCUCAACAACGACAAGGCCACCAUGGAGGCCCAGCUGAGCAUGCAGAUCAAGACGAUUGCCUCCAUGCGUGAGGAGCUGGCGGGCGCCAAGGAGGGCCGCGCCAUGGCCGACGCCAUGGCCGACAGCCGCGCCGCACAGAUCACGGAGCUCAAGGCGCAAGUGGAGAGCCUGCAGAGCUCGCUGGCGGACGCGGAGAAGCGCGUGUACGCGGGCGAGCUCAUUCGCCGCAAGCUGCACAACAUUAUCCAGGACCUCAAGGGCAACAUCCGCGUCUACUGCCGCGUGCGCCCCGUGAGCGCCGCCGAGGCCGCCGACCCCGCGCACGACAGCGAGAUGUCCCUGGACUUCCCCACCAGCGGCGACCUGCUGGGCCGCGGCCUCAGCGUGGUGGUGCCCGGCAACCUCACAGGCCAGGCGCCGCAGAAGCACCAGUUCGCUUUCGACCGGGUGUUCAGCCCGGGCACAGGUCAGGAGAUGGUGUUCGACGAGAUAUCAGAGCUGGUGCAGAGCGCCCUGGACGGCCACAAGGUGUGCAUCUUCGCCUACGGCCAGACGGGUAGCGGCAAGACCUACACUAUGCUGGGCAGCCGCGACCAGCCGGGAGUCAUCCCGCGCGCCAUGCAGCAGAUCUUCACCAGCGGCCAGAAGCUGGCCGCGCAGGACUGGCGCUUCAACAUGCAGGCCAGCAUGCUGGAGAUCUACAACGAGGACAUCCGCGACCUGCUCAGUCGCAAGAAGGACGACGGCAAGAAGCACAACGUGACGCACGACUCCAACGGCGUCACCAACGUAAGCGACAUGACAAUGGUGGACGUGAACCGGCCCGAGGCGGUGGAGCAGCUGCUCGCGCAGGCCAUGGAGAAGCGCACGGUGGGCUGCACGCACCUGAACGAGCAGUCGUCGCGCAGCCACAUGGUGUUCACCAUGCGCAUCGAGGGCGACAACACCGCCACGGGCGCCAAGGUGUCGGGUGUGCUGAACCUGAUCGACCUGGCGGGCAGCGAGCGCGUCAAGGAGAGCGGCGCCACUGGGCAGCGGCUCAAGGAGGCGCAGGCCAUCAACAAGUCGCUCUCGGCGCUGGGCGACGUCAUCAUGGCCCUGGCCAACAAGCAGGAGCACGUGCCCUUCCGCAACUCCAAGCUCACCUAUCUGCUGCAGCCCUGCCUGGGCGGUGACUCCAAGACGCUCAUGUUCCUCAAUGUGGCGCCCACCCGCGAGUUCGCGCACGAGUCCAUGUGCUCGCUGCGCUUCGGCUCCAAGGUCAAUGCGUGCGAAAUAAACGUGCCCAAGAAGAACGUGGUGGUGCCGCGCGGGUGAUGGGGUUGACCAGCGGUGGAGGAUGUGUGGUGCUAGGGAAGGACAGGCGAUGGUCUGGAAGGAGGUGCUGGGUAGAGGUGGUGGCGAACUGCUUUGACUGGGUUCGCGUCUUUGCGAUCGGGGUGAGCCUUCCAAUCUGAGGCUGCCAUGACAGCUCAUGGGGUUGCACGCCACGACGUGGGUUACGGGAUAGGCCAGGGGAGGCCUGGGGGCUGGCAGAUGACUUUGAGAGCUGCACCAACGGUUUUGUGGGCUCAUGCGCACCAGUGUGCGGCGUGUGGAAGUAGGCUUUCGUAGGGACAAGGGGUGUCAGCUUUGUACAGCUGGAAAUUGGGCUGAGCCCCUGUACGCUUGGGAGCUAAUAGGCAUGUAACGCCCCGUCAGA
This is a messenger RNA of Chlamydomonas reinhardtii, 3002 nucleotides long. RefSeq lists its product as uncharacterized. The transcript has 17 exons. Bases 113 to 2617 code for a protein of 834 amino acids. Gene Ontology annotation, molecular function: ATP binding; microtubule binding; microtubule motor activity. The record is from RefSeq and is a predicted model, not a curated record. Gene Ontology annotation, biological process: microtubule-based movement. Lineage: Eukaryota; Viridiplantae; Chlorophyta; Chlorophyceae; Chlamydomonadales; Chlamydomonadaceae.